AUGGACGAAUUUGUCAACGCCAACAACGGGUACGUCCCGCCGUCACCGGGCCCUAAUGCAACGCCUACGCCUACCAACAUGGAAAUAACAUCACCAGUUAGCACUGAUGAGUACGAAAUCAGUGAUAUGGAACCCGCUGUACGGAAGGGCAAGGCCAAGGUUGCGGAUGAUGAGAGACCGAAGAAGUAUAGUCCACAGGAGACAUUGUGGCUGACCAAGAACUUCGUCGAUGUCUCCGAGGAUCCUAUCGUCGACAACCAACAGAGCGACAAAGCGUUCUGGGAGCGGAUUGCGGAGAAGUACAACACUGGUCGACCAAAAGGGUCGUUCGAGCGUUGCUACGUGAAGCUACGCAAGCAUUGGGGUCGAGUUCAGAAGGAUGUGAACAAGUGGAAUGGCAAGUGGACUAACGUAGUCCGGAUGUGGCCGAGCGAGCACAGCGAGCUGAACCUCGUGGAGAAGGCCAAGGAGGAUUUCUUCUCUGAAGUGAAGAAGCACUUCAAGUACUUCGACGUUUGGAAGCUUGUCGAUAAGAGCCCGAAGUACAUCGGUGGGGUAGAACCGGCGGCAAGUGGGGCGCCGAAGAGAACCAAAGUUUCCACCGCCGGACACUACUCUUCGAGCGAAGGAGGUCCGGUGAUCGACCUCAACGUGACAGACGACGGCGUCUUCCUCUAA
Messenger RNA from Salvia splendens (bonfire salvia), 678 nucleotides. Its product is annotated as glutathione S-transferase T3-like. The record is from RefSeq and is a predicted model, not a curated record. The transcript has a single exon. Bases 1 to 678 code for a protein of 225 amino acids. Lineage: Eukaryota; Viridiplantae; Streptophyta; Magnoliopsida; Lamiales; Lamiaceae.